AUGAUGACGUGUUCUUCGGACACGAUCAACAUCGCUGCGAGAACUCAGAAACUCGAUGUUGAUAAUCGGAUUUCGCUGCGUUUUUACUUCCGGAUCGCUGAUAAUGUCCUCAAACAGGCUGAUAUCUUUCGCGCAGAGAAAAAUAUUGUUGAUCUAUAUGUCAUGCUCCUAAGAUUUUCUAGUUUGGUCUCUGAGACAAUACCACGGCACCGAGAUUAUAGAACAUCUCCACAGAGCAAGAAAGAGUUAUUGAGAAAGAAAUUGUUAGCUUCUGUGAUUGAGCUGGAGAAGUUGAAACCACUAGCACAACAGAAGAUCAAUGAGCUUAACAGCAGGAAAUCAUACCAACAAAGCGGGAGGGAAAAUUUUCGGUCAAAUUUUUCUAUCGAUUUUUCCCCACUGAAAAAGCAAACGAUGGCUAGUUAUGAUCAAAUAAAGGCAGUCAGACAAACCGCGGGAGAGCUUGUCUCCCGAGGAUCAAGGGGCCAGCAGUUUCCUUAUAUAAGGCCUGUUGAAGAUAAUAUGAAAAGACUAUCUCUAACUCUCCCACGUCCAAAAGAAGAAACUCUCUCCAGGCAUUCUAUUCUAGGUCCAAAUGGGCUUAAUGGGCAGUGGCAACCACCUACAAGUGAUAAAGGGGUGAGGUAUCCAACUAUCAUAGAUCUGUCUCCGGUUGAAAUUCCAAGCCUUCACCAAUCCUUGGAAGAUGGAUCUCUGAAUAAAAAAGAUAAUAGCAUUUCGGAACAGAAUAGAUCAGAUUUAGAAUCUACUCUUACCCAGAGUGAGGACUUCCUGGUCCAACAUGCUGAUGAAACUCCUUCACUUAUCUCUUUUGAAGAAACAGAAGACUUGGAUCCUAUAAAAAUUAUCAGACAGCCUUCUCCUCCACCUGUACUUGCUGAAGUACAAGAUUUGGUUCCUACAGUAUCACCUCAUGUUGAUGAGGCAGGAUGUAAGACAGAGACUCUAUCGUCAGAUAGUUUUGUUCGUGGAGAGUCUCCUCUACAAUUACACAUUUCUACUGCAAUGAUGGGGAGUUUUAUGAAGCUUGCCAAGUCUAACACUGACAAAGAUUUAGAGACUUGUGGUAUCCUUGCAGGCUCACUUAAAAACAGAAAAUUCUAUAUUACAGCUCUAAUAAUCCCCAAGCAGGAGGCAACAUCAAGCUCUUGUCAAGCUACAAAUGAAGAGGAAAUAUUUGAAGCACAGGAUUCACGAUCUCUUUUUCCCCUUGGAUGGAUCCAUACUCAUCCUACACAAUCUUGUUUCAUGUCAUCAAUUGAUGUUCACACCCAUUACUCAUAUCAGAUUAUGUUGCCAGAAGCUGUUGCAAUUGUCAUGGCACCAACCGACAGUUCAAGAACCCACGGUAUUUUUCGGCUGACAACCCCUGGUGGCAUGUCGGUCAUUAGACAAUGCCAGCAACGUGGCUUUCAUCCACAUAAUCAGCCUCCAGAUGGUGGUCCCAUUUAUGAUACAUGUACAGAUGUUUUCUUGAACCCAGAUUUAAAAUUUGAUGUCAUUGAUCUUCGAUAA
This is a messenger RNA of Vicia faba (fava bean), 1536 nucleotides long. Lineage: Eukaryota; Viridiplantae; Streptophyta; Magnoliopsida; Fabales; Fabaceae. The record is from the annotation of a GenBank genome assembly.